GGCAACAACAAGAGAGACGUGGAGGCCAAGGGGCGGGAUAUCGCCGGCAAAAACUUCAUGUGGAACACGGUGUCAGUGCAGUACAAUGCAAUGAUUGAGGAGGAGUGGGACGAACACUUCAAGGUGACCUGCGAGUACGGCUACGACAUUUGGAAGACGGUCACCUUCCCCUUCCUGGACGUUGAGACCCAGACAGGUAACCCGGUGGUGUUUACUCUGAGCCCACCCGAGUGCUACAUGGAGAUCCGCUACGGCUACGGCACCACCGGUAACCGGAUCACGGGGCCGGUCCGCGUGGGUGAUCCGCUCACGCUGAUCAUCUACAUGCGCAGCCAGUACGAUGGAUUUGACAUCGUGGUCAGCGACUGCUACGCCCAUAACGGAGCCGACAAGAAAAUAUCGCUGGUGGACCACUACGGAUGUCCGGUGGAUGAAAAGCUCAUCAGCCCGUUUCAAGGAACCUUCUCCGAAGACGGCGUGUUUGAGACGCAGGUGUACGCUUACAUGAAGACAUUCCGAUUCACUGGAAGUCCUGCCCUCUACAUCGAAUGUGACGUUCGCAUGUGCCACGGUGCAUGUCCGACGCAGCCGUGCCACUGGCGCCGGGGGAAGCGGUCGGUACCACAGCUGGACACGGCAGAGAACCGGACGGCCGGCGAGCCCCAGCGCACACAGAGUCUGGCGCUCUUCCAGGCGCUGCAAGUUCUAAAGGACGACGAGGAACUGGAGCGGACCAGGAGCGACUCGAGUGGUCAGCGGCUGGACGUCGACAGCGUGUGCCUCAAGCCGGCCGUGCUGCUGGCCGCCGGCGGCAUCGGCGGCUUCCUGCUGCUCGCUUCGGCCGUGGCCUGCUGCGUCUUCUGCCGGCGCCUGCGCAGACAGCGCAAGGAGGAGGACCAGCAGGUGGUGGAGACGUUCCGGCCGCCGCGCAUGGUACGUCCGUCUCGCCUGCCGUAGGGGUGGCCGCGAGACACGUCGCAGGGAGCAGACGUCAGACGCGGGCUGGGAGCUGCAGAGUCGUGCCCGGAGCUGGAGAAUACAGCUCCUGGAGCGCUGUGCGCGGGCGUCCCGACUCUGCAGCUCAGCCCCGGGUCGCUG
Molecule: messenger RNA, 1098 nt
Organism: Pollicipes pollicipes
Lineage: Eukaryota; Metazoa; Arthropoda; Thecostraca; Pollicipedomorpha; Pollicipedidae
Source: RefSeq, a predicted model, not a curated record